UGAGCUGUGCUGCCGCUCCUUCCACCGUCGCCAAUCAUCCACCCCACCCCACCCCACCCAUCGCCGUCGCUUUCCUCCUCUCUUCUGAUCCUUGUCCUUUACGCGCCCACACCUGUCUGUCGCGGGCGCGGAAAAGAGAGCAGGGCGGAACGGAACCGCACGGCGACGGCGUCGAGGGGAUGUCGGGGGCGGCGUGGGGCGGCACCACGCAGAAGUGCGCGUCGUGCGGGCGGACGGUGUACCCCGUCGAGGAGCUCGCCGCCGACGGCCGCGUCUACCACCGCCCCUGCUUCCGGUGCCACCACUGCAAGAGCACGCUCCAGUUUAGCAAUUAUUGUUCCGUCAAAGGUGUCUUGUACUGCAAGCCUCACUAUGACCAGAUAUUAAAAUCAACCGGCAGUUUGGACAAAAGUUUUGAAGGUGUGGCCAGAUCAGCUAAGUCAGAAAAAUCAAAUGGACCUAAGGGCCAGCAAAAUAGUAGAUUCUCUAGUAUGUUUGUUGGCACACAAGAGAAGUGCGUAGUUUGUAACAAGACUGUGUACGCUCUUGAAAAGGUUAGUCUUAAUGGAAACUCUUAUCAUAAAUCAUGCUUCCGUUGCACCCAUGGGGGUUGUACACUCAGCCCAUCCAAUCAUGUCACACAUGAAGGCAAACUUUAUUGCAAGACCCACCAUUCUCAGUUGUUUAUGGUUAAGGGAAAUUUCAGUCAGUUUGAGAACUCUGCGAAUGCAGAAGUGGCUACUGAGAAAGAACCAGGAACAGAAGAAGCCACCAAGAACCUAGUUCAAGGUGAUGAACUUAUGGAGAAACCAUCGGAAAGCAAUCCUACAGCUGAAAAAUCAUUACAAAAUGAUGUUGCAGCUGAAAAGCAAUUGCAAAAUAUCAUUGCUGUCACAAAACCAUCUGAAAGCACUACAACAGUGCAGAGUGCAGCAGAAAGUGAAAGAGUUAUUGAGAGUGAGUCAAAGAGUAAUGUUGUCAGCAAGAAGCCAUCGGAAAGUAGUGUAGAAAAGCCACUGCAGAACAGUUUGGUUGAUGUAAAACCAUCAGGAAGCAGUGCAGCCAUAAGAAAAAUAUGGCAGCGCAGUCUUCAUACAGAUAAACCGUUACUGAGUAGUACAACCACUGAAAAGCCAUCACUGAGCACUGUUACCAUUGAGAAGCCAUCAUCAAGUAAUAAGGUUGAUGUGAAACAGUCUGAAAGCAGCACAGUAGUAAAAAAGUCAUGGCAACGGAGUGUAGCUACUGAGAAUCCACCACAGAGCAUUUUACCAUUGGAAAAGCCAUCAGCGACCAGUGCAGAUGAUGGGAAGCCAUCAGAAAGUAACAAUGUGAAGCCAUCAGAAAGCAACAAUGUGAAGCCAUCAGAGAGCAGCAAAGUGGCCAAAAAACCAUGGCAACGCAUUGUGGCUGCUGAGAAGCAAAUACAGAAUAGUGGCCCAGUUGAGAAGUCACAGAACAGUGUACCUACUGAGAAGUCAUCACCGACCACUGAUAUGAGGCCAUUAGAAAGCACUACAGAAAUUAAAAGGCCUUGGGAACGCAGGGUGUUCAAUCAUAAGCCACUGAAGAGCAAUGUUGAUACUGAGAAACCGUCUGCAAGCAGUCUGGUUGAUGUGAAGCCAUCGGAAACGAGUACAGUAGCCCCUGUGCCACAGCAACACACCGAAACCACCGAGAAACCUUCAGAAACCAGUGUGGAUGAUGCGAAGCCAUCAGAGAACACUGCGGUAGUAGUUAAAAAGUCAUGGCUACACAACAUAGGCACUGAGAAGCAACCCCAGAGCAGUGCAGUUGUUGCAAAGACAACUGAAAGUAGUGGAACUGUCAAAAGGCUGUGGCAGCGCAAUGUUGCAACUGAGAAGCCAUCACAAAGUGGUUCGGGGGUUGUGACAGCCUCACAAAGCAGUGUGGCUGUCGCAAAGCCAUUCCAGAGCUACAUGUCUCGGAAGAAGUCAUGGCAAGGAAGUGUGGCUCCAGAAAAACAGCCUGAGAGUGAUAUGGCUAGCAAAAAUAAGCCAUUGCAAAGCAAUACAGUUGUCGAGAGUCUGCUGGAAAGCAACACAGCUGUUGAGAAAAUGUUGCAAAGCAGUGUACCUGCUAAGGAACGACAGCAAGUCACUUUGGCCACUGGAAACAAAUUGCAGCUCAGCAAAGAUACAAAGAAGAGCAGUGAUACUUCCGAUAAGCCAUCAGCAACAAGUGAGACAGCUGAAGCGUCGUCAUUUGCUGCAAAUAUAUUGCAAGGUGAUGUUUCCACAGAAAAACCAUCGCAAACUGACAUGCCUACCAAGGCACCAAGUCAGAUCCCUGGGCCUGCUGAGAAGCCAUCAGAAAAUGUUGUUAAAAUUGGGAAGUCGUCACAGAAUGACACUGGUGCUGAGAAGCUACCUCAAAGCAGUAUCACUGAGAAGGUAGAAAGUGUAUCAGCCACGUUGAAACCAUCUCAAAGCGAUACAGCCCAUCAUAAGAUCUUGGAGAGGAAGACAGCGACUGAGAAAAUAUUGGAAAGUGCCAUGGCUGCCGAGAAGCUACCUCCAAGUACUUCGAUCACUGAGAAGCCAUCAAUAGAAUAUGCUGCAGUGGAGCCAGUACAAACCAAUAAACCAUCUGUGCAACCACUUCAAACUGUAGAGGAUGAUGAGGAACCACUUCAAAGUGAAGAGAUUGCCAAGGAAACGCCACGUGUUGAAAUAUCUCUUGAGAGGCCACCUCUAAAUGAUGCCACCAUCAUGAAGACACUAGAGCCUGAAAGUGAUGCGACUUCCGGCAAACCAACCAAGGAAUUAUCAGGACAUGAAGGACUUUCAACUGGUGAGAAUUCUUCGGACUCUGAAAGCAAUCCAAAAGCUGAGAAGCCACCAGAACCUAAAGACAUGGCUGAGAAGGCAGCUGACCAGAUAGUGGAAGCAGAAAAUGAUGCAGCUGCUGAGCACUCAUCAGAAUCUCAAAGCGUUGCACCUGCUGAGGUUCCAAAAGAGCAAACAUCAGAAUAUCGGAAGGAUGAGGCUAUGGGGCAGUCUCUGGAACAUCAACAUGAAGAAGAUCCUGGGAAUCCACCAGAGCCUGUUAGUGAUUCAACUGCCAAGGAGUCAUCAGAGCCUGGAAGUGACAUAGCUGCUGAAAAGCCAGCAGAAUCGCAAAGCAAUGCAGAUCAGUCAAUCAGUCAGUCAUCAGAAACGCAAAGCGAUGAAGCAGUUGAGAAGACAGCAGUAAGUCAAAGUGGCACGGGUAGUGAUAAGCCUUCUGGGCUUCAAAGCAAUGCAGCUGCUGAUAAACUAUCAGCACAGCCAUCAGAGCAUGAGAGCAAUGUAUCUGUCGAUAUGCCAUCAGAGUCUCAAACUGAUGCAACUAACAUGGAGCCUCAGAUUGAUGCUGCUCCUGAUAAUUCAACUGAGAAGUCAUGGGGAACUGAAAGCGAUGCUGUUUUUGAGAAACCGUCAGAAAGCAGUUCAGCUACUGAGACACUGCCUGUAGGCCCUCCUCUGAACAGCAGCAUAACUACUGAUGAACCUGUACAAGGCAGCAUUUCUGAUGAGGCACCACAUCAGAGCAGUGCACCCACAGAAACACCAUCAGGAAGCGACACGGUUGUUGAGGAUUCAAUACGCGAUGAAGAAAUCAGCAGUAAACCAUCAGAAGAAAGCACAGCUCUGGAGAAGCCAUCCGAGGAAGAAGAGGUGAGUGCCAAGCCGUCGGAGGACAGUGUAACUUCGGAGAAGCCAUUGGAGGAAGACGAGGCCGAUGCACAGUCAUCAGAAGACAAUGCUGCUCUCAGGAAACCAUUGAUGGAAGACAAGGUGAGUGCCAAGCCAUCGGAAGACAUUGUAACUCCUGAGAAGCGAUUGGAGGAAGACGAAGCAAUUGCGAAGCCAUCAGAAGAUAAUGUUGCUCCUGGGAAACCACUGGAGGAAGACGAGGUGAUUGCGAAGCCCUCAGAGGACAUUGUAACUUCUGAUAAGCCAUUGGAGGAAGGCGAGGCAGAUGCACAGUCAUCAGAAGACAAUGCUGCUCUUGGGAAACCAUUGAUGGAAGAUGAGGUGAGUGCCAAGCGAUCGGAAGACAUUGUAACUCCUGAGAAGCGAUUGGAGGAAUACGAAGCAAUUGCGGAACCAUCAGAAGACAAUGUUGCUCCUGGGAAACCAUUGGAGGAAGAUGAGGUGAAUGCGAAGCCCUCAGAGGACAUCGUAACUUCUGAGAAGCCAUUGGAGGAAGGCGAGGCAAGUGCGGAGCCAUCAGAAGGCAAUGCUGCUCUCAAGGAACCAAAAGAGGAAGACGAGGUGAGUGAGAAGCCCUCGGAGGACAUCGUAACUCCCGAGAAGCUAUUGGAGGAAGCCAAGGCAAGUGCGGAGCCAUCAGAAGGCAAUGAUGCUCUUGGGGAACCAAAAGAAGAAGACGCGGUGAGUGCCAAGCCAUCGGAGGACAUUGUAACCCCUGAGAAGCCAUUGGAGGAAAGCAAGGGAAGUACAGAGCCAUCAGAAGACAGUGCUGCCCUUGGGAAACCAUUGGAGGAAGACGAGGCUAAUGCAAAGUCAUCAGAGGACAUUGUUCCUCUUGAGAAGCCACUGGAGGAAGAGGAAGCCAGUGUCAAGCCAUCAGAGGGGGGCGUGGCUCUUGAGAAGUCAGCCACUGACAAGCCAUCAGAGGAAGAAGGCGUGGCCAGCGAGAAGCCGUCUCAGGAUGAUGCUGUCAUCGAGGCGCCAUCACAAGACGACAUGGACUCGGCCACAGAAAGGCCAUCAGCUACAAAUGACACUGCAAAAACUGCCUGAGACAGCAGUUAGCCGGUUACAGUUAGUUAGCAAGAGUUUUUAACAGACAUGGAUCGGGUACUACUGUUGAUAGUUUGGUGUGCCUUUUGUUUGUUUCUUGCUGUAUACAAUGCUUGAGUUGUAAAAUUUGAGGGAAAAACUAUAGGUAUUGAUUUGAUUUUGUUCACAAGCAAUAAUCCCCUCCUCCCCAUGUUAGGAGGAUACCAUUGAGGUUAUAUAUAGGAUUUGUGUGCGGGUUUGAUUCUUUGCUGCUGCUGUUGUACAUCAGAUGAUGUAAUUUGUAAAUUAUUUGAUCCAAAUAAUUACGCUUAUGUUUGCUCAUUA
Molecule: messenger RNA, 5096 nt
Organism: Phragmites australis (common reed)
Lineage: Eukaryota; Viridiplantae; Streptophyta; Magnoliopsida; Poales; Poaceae
Exons: 5
Coding region: 180-4772 (1530 amino acids)
Biological process (GO): actin filament bundle assembly
Cellular component (GO): plasma membrane; actin cytoskeleton
Molecular function (GO): actin filament binding
Source: RefSeq, a predicted model, not a curated record